Candidozyma auris is the source of this 1953-nucleotide messenger RNA. Its product is annotated as signal recognition particle subunit SRP72. The record is from RefSeq and is a predicted model, not a curated record. Lineage: Eukaryota; Fungi; Ascomycota; Pichiomycetes; Serinales; Metschnikowiaceae. Gene Ontology annotation, cellular component: signal recognition particle, endoplasmic reticulum targeting. Gene Ontology annotation, molecular function: 7S RNA binding; protein binding; ribosome binding. The transcript has a single exon. Gene Ontology annotation, biological process: SRP-dependent cotranslational protein targeting to membrane. The coding region runs from base 1 to 1953 and encodes 650 amino acids.
AUGUCAGUGCUUGAGGCAUUCAACAACCUCAACGUGGCCUCUGCCAGAGAUAUUUCUGACCAUGAAGCAAUCUUUGAAAUCUCCUACAAGUACUUGUCUCAAGCCAUGGAGUUUAACCACCCACUAUCAUUCAAAAAUUGCAUCGUCGCCUUGAUAAAGAUGGACAAAUACUAUAAAGCGGUCGACUUGAUUAACAAGACUAACUCUGGGGUUGUAAAACAGUAUCCUUUGGAAGUUGCCUAUGUUUACUACAAAGUGGGCGAUUUGGAUAAUGUGAAAUCUGUAUAUGAGACUGCAAGCGUGGGAGGUGCCGACGACACUCUUUCCAGAGCGCUCAAGCAUGUUUUGGCCCAGGCUUUGUACCAGAAGGGUGCUGUAGCCGAGUCAUUGAAAAUUUACCAUGAAUUGAUCUCGGCUCAAACAAUCGAUAGCGAGUUGGACUUGGCGUGUAAUGAAAGAGCUAUAAUUUUCCAGCUUUCUCUCAAUGAAAAUACCACAGUAAAGCCCCAGGCAAAUAUUCCAGCAUCCAAGCAGAGUUACGAUUACUUGUUCAACGAUGGCUUGAUUGCAUUGGCUAAUGGCAACAUCGUGGAGAGCUUGCAAUUGUUGGAGCAGGCCUUGGACCUCUGUAACAAGCAGAAUAACGACUGGCCAGAGGAAGAUUUGGUCUUGGAGGCUGCUCCUAUCAAGCUUUCUAUUGCAUACAUAUACCAAACAACGGGGAGGGAAGAAGAGGCAUUGGAGCUUCUAAACUCCUUUGAUGCCGUUGCCGUUUCUGACCUUUUGGUGAAGGCAGUACUAAAAACCAACUACUACUCCACAUUACCUGCCAACGAAAAUCUCAACUUGACACAGCGGUCUCUUAACUACAAGUAUCUCUUGCAUAAUUUGAGACUCAAGUUGACACGUUCUCAGUGGCGUGUCAUGUUGAAAAACCAUCUAUUACUAUCCUACCAAACCGAAUCUCUCUCGAGGUCUUCGCACUACAUUUCCAAAAGCUUUGCGAAAGAUUUUGGUAAUGAGUUCGAGGGUGACUUUUCUCCCGUGGCCUACAAUGUUCUCGUCAGGUUGCAUAUCUCCUUUGAGGAAUUCACGAAUGAGGAGACAAACAAAUCAGUUAGCAAAAAAUUAAACAGAUUUGUCACUGAAGAACUAGGAAAGAACUCAGUGACGGAGUCAGUCGUUGCAGGUGCAUUACUUUUGGCUCACCUUAACUCAAAAUUUGGGAACUUCGAUCAAUCGUUAGAGAUUUUGGAACGCAUAGUCGAGUUGGAGCUUGCCUCCGCCAAUAGUCAAACGCUUCAUGCUGGUGUCUUUGGCAUUCUCAUUCUGUUGUACGAAGUUCGCAAGCCAGGUAAGUUGGGCGCUCUCUACGACUCGUUGAUUGCUAAACUUGAAUCCAUUCACAAAAGUCAAUUAAAAGAGAAUGAUAUUUUGUAUGAUUUUUUCAAGGCCGUGGGUUUCAAGCUUCUCAAUGUCAGUCGCCAAGAUUUGGCAUCUAAGGUGUUUGACUUCCUCGCAAGUGUGAAACCAGAUGACGCAGUAAUUUCCAGUGUCCUUCUGGGCCGCACUGACAAGCUCAGGCCAAAGUCCGAAUUAGCCUCCAACACUGAUGUAUCGGAACUCCUAGACUUGAACGUUGAAGCCAUAAUUCCAAAGCAUGAAGUUAGAGCGAGAAAGACCAAGACUUCUAAGAAGUCAACCCACAGGGUCUCGAAAAAGAACAGAAAACCCAAAUUGCCAACCGCAAGAAGUAUAAAACCAGCUGAAGAAUUUGAUCCCGAGAAUGAUUUAGACAAGGAGAGAUGGCUCCCCAUGAAACUAAGGUCCUACUAUAAGCCUUCCAAGAAGGACAGAAAGAAAGCUGGCGGUCAUCAAGGCGCAUUGGAGCCAUCCCCUGCUCCACAGAGUGAGUCCAAAAAGCCGAAAAAGAAAAAGAGAGGUAGAAAAUAA